Molecule: messenger RNA, 1026 nt
Organism: Scomber japonicus (chub mackerel)
Lineage: Eukaryota; Metazoa; Chordata; Actinopteri; Scombriformes; Scombridae
Gene: c9h9orf85
Product: chromosome 9 C9orf85 homolog
Exons: 4
Coding region: 50-622 (190 amino acids)
Source: RefSeq, a predicted model, not a curated record
CUAGCAUGGUUGUUCGUGUAACAUGUGUAACUAGAAAUUAGAAAAUAAGAUGAGUUCACAGAAAGGAAAUGUAUCACGGUCGCGACAACAGAAACAUCAAAACACCUUCGCCUUCAGAAAUGACAAGUACGGAGCAACUGUGCAAGUAAAGAAGGCAAAGUCGAAGAUCCACGAUGGGCUAUGUCAACGCUGCAAAGACGUGCUCGAAUGGAAAGUCAAGUACAACAAAUACAAGACACUAACACAGCCUAAAAAAUGUGUCAAGUGUUUUCAGAAGAGUGUGAAGGAUGCAUAUCACAUCAUAUGUAAGCCCUGUUCUAUUCAGCUUGACAUCUGCUGCAAGUGUGGGAAGAAGGAGGACAUUGUUAUUCCAGUUAACUCCCAUCUGGAUAAGACAGAGAACGAAGAGGAUGAAGAACCGAAAAAGAAAGGUUGCAGGCGAGGAAAGAAGGACGCAGAUGACAUGGACAGUGAUGAUGAUUACGAUGAUGAUGAUUGUAGUGACUUCGGAGACGACGGUGAUGAUGUUGAAGACUUUGACAGUGACUCAGGACCAAAGAAGACACAGAAGACAAAGUCUGCCGCACUUCCAGAUGUCUCCAAAGUUAACAUUAAAGACUAAAGACAGAGGAAAAAGUGCCAGGUGAACUUGUUUUUACAUACUGUAUACACAUACUAUAUACUCAUAUCUACAGUAUGUGGUUUGUGGUGUGACCAUUCUCAAAUGAACUAAAGCAAAUGAACAGUGUUGCUGGUUGUAUAACCUGGACUACAAGUUAAUGUCAACAUCAGUUGUGAAGGUAAAAGCUCCCAGAUGAUUCAGAAAACUAACAUUUAUUUUAGAUGGUCUCCAUUAAAAGACCUGCAAAAUGAGAUGAAUAGGCUGUAUAAUAUAACAUAAAUUGUCCAGCCUGUUUACAAGCAGUACCAGGUAGAUGCAUAUAUAUUCAGUAUUUGAAAGAACUGUAAUAAAAACCUUCCUGUAUACAAUUGAACCAAUGAACCUUAAAGAUUCUUUUUGAUUUU